Messenger RNA from Peromyscus eremicus (cactus mouse), 780 nucleotides. RefSeq names its product cytidine deaminase (gene Cda). The coding region runs from base 7 to 447 and encodes 146 amino acids. The transcript is spliced from 4 exons. NCBI's taxonomy places the organism in Eukaryota, Metazoa, Chordata, Mammalia, Rodentia, Cricetidae. Gene Ontology annotation, cellular component: cytosol. The record is from RefSeq and is a predicted model, not a curated record. Gene Ontology annotation, molecular function: cytidine deaminase activity; zinc ion binding.
ACCGACAUGGCCCAGGAACGCCCCUCCUGUGCUGUGGAGCCCGAGCAAGUCCAGCGGCUGCUGCUGUCCUCUCAUGAGGCCAAGAAGUCAGCCUACUGCCCCUACAGCCGCUUCCCUGUUGGGGCUGCCCUGCUCACCGGAGACGGGAGGAUCUUCUCUGGUUGCAACAUAGAAAACGCCUGCUACCCACUGGGUGUGUGCGCCGAGCGGACUGCCAUCCAGAAGGCCAUCUCAGAAGGAUACAAGGAGUUCAGGGCUAUUGCUAUCUCCAGUGACCUACAAGAGGAGUUCAUCUCUCCGUGCGGAGCCUGCCGACAGGUCAUGAGGGAGUUUGGCACCGACUGGGCCGUGUACAUGACCAAGCCAGAUGGCACAUACGUAGUCAGGACAGUCCAGGAGCUGCUGCCGGCCUCAUUUGGGCCUGAAGACCUGCAGAAGGUUCAGUGAAGCUAAAGGACAGAACACCUGCCUGUGUGGGCCUGGGCUCCCUACCUGAGGGCCAGGUCCUGGAAGAUUUCAUAAUGAUGCUGUCCCUGGCUGGGCCUGGAGACACCUGCCACCUGGGUGGUCCCAAAUGGCUAGGCAAGGGCGACCUUGAUUCACACACACCACAGUCCCCCUAGAGUGAUGGAAGCUAUCACUCAGCCUGGGCCAAAUCCCGCAUCCUCCUGGAGACUUGGAUCAGUCCACCCCACCCUCCCUCCUGCAGGCCCUGACAUUCCGGGCCUGGCCUGCCUCCCUGCCAGCCUCUCAAGGUGCUGUCCUGUUCCGUGUGACUUU